Penicillium egyptiacum is the source of this 378-nucleotide messenger RNA. The record is from the annotation of a GenBank genome assembly. NCBI's taxonomy places the organism in Eukaryota, Fungi, Ascomycota, Eurotiomycetes, Eurotiales, Aspergillaceae.
AUGAGUAACCCUCGGUUUAUAAUUGAACAGGCUUAUGUCACUACUUACAUCAUUUCGUCGGCGCCGUGGGUGUGUGAUGAGGCCAUUACUACCGAUCUGCUAUCCGAUAUUCUUUCUCGGCAUAUAGGAUAUGCCCCUUCGUCAUUUAUCAAGAGUCUAGUAGGGCAGAGAGUUGAUAAUACGGACUUGGAAUGUAUGGUCGUGCUGUAUAGUCUUCUGAUGAUGGGUAUACUGCCCCCUCGUGACGUGCAUGCGUCAAUCAACCGUAUACUUUAUGCGGGGAACGGGGAGGACCUUGAGCGUCACCUUAUAGAUCAGUUGGAUCCUGUGGAUAGCGAACGGCUAAAGACGCAGCUAGCAAGAUUAGAGCUUCUAUAA